Molecule: messenger RNA, 2904 nt
Organism: Scleropages formosus (Asian bonytongue)
Lineage: Eukaryota; Metazoa; Chordata; Actinopteri; Osteoglossiformes; Osteoglossidae
Gene: cplane2
Product: ciliogenesis and planar polarity effector 2
Exons: 7
Coding region: 73-1050 (325 amino acids)
Molecular function (GO): GTPase activity; GTP binding
Source: RefSeq, a predicted model, not a curated record
AAGGAGACCUGGCUCAAAGCUUUAGGAACAGAACCAAUCUCUGGGAACAAACAGCUCUGACAGCGUGCACUUAUGUUCUCCGAGCCGCUGGGGGGCGAUGUUGAGCAGACCCGCGCAGCCGCAUCCUACUGGAUCCGGAGAAGAAAACAGGGCCGAGUUCUAUGUCAAAAUGAGGCAACGCUGAUAUCCGUGAAGUGUGGUUGGAACAGAGAGCAGGGAGGCGCAGGUGAGUGGGCGCGGUGCAUGCUGGGAGCUGCCUGCUCCUGGCCCCCCACCUGUUGUGAACUCAUGGCCCGUUCACUGAGGCCUGGAUCACUCGUGCACGUGGACUGGCACAGAUCUGCGGAGGCCAAGGAGUUCUUCAGCCGGCUCCAGCACAAGAAGAAGCGCAGGAAGUUUGGUCUACUGGAGGCUCCUGUAAUGCCACCUUCAAUUAGUGUAGACACGGUGAACUACAAGGUCUUCAUCUCAGGGAAGAGCGCAGUGGGCAAAACCACCCUUGCUGCCCGCCUUGCCGGCCUGGAUGUUCCAAGAAUGCAUUAUGAGACGACGGGCAUUGAGACCACGGUGGUCUUCUGGCCGGUGAAGCUGAGGGACAGCGGCCGGGUGCUCUUCUUCCGCUUUCAGUUUUGGGACUGUGGAGAGAAUUCGCUGCGCCGGUUCGACCACCUCCUCCCGUCCUGCAAGGAGCAGAUGGAUGCCAUUCUCUUCCUGUUCUCCUUCAUAGACCACGCUUCCUUUGUUGACCUGUCGAGUCAGAUUGCUCGUGGCACCGGUGCUUCUGACAACAUCGUGAAGGUUGUGGUGGGCACCAAAUUUGACUUAUUCAUGCACACGGAUGUGACCGAGGAGGAGGUGAGGAGCUUCCAGGCGGCAUCGGGGAUACCCGUGUUUCGUGUUGGGGGUGACGUUUGUGGUGGGUGGGGGGAGGUGGCGCCGCUGCUCAACGCCCUGGCCGAGCUCCUGUGGCAUCAGGACCGCCUGGCAGCGGGGAAGAUGCCCCCCCAGCCGUCCUCCCGGGGUGAGACUGGGGACCUUGCUGGAUGUUGACUGAACCGCUGUGUGCCUUCGUAAAGAGACGUGUCAGUGAGGGAUGUUUCUGGGAACUGCAAUGAUCCCAAAAUGUCUGGACUGAAUGGCAUUGAAAUAUAAAAGUAUUUGAACUGUCUUCUGCUUAAGUGCUGACUACUGUAUAUUGAUUUAGUUGUUUGAAUUCCCCUGGAUGAAUAUGAAAAGUGCUCUCAUACAGGAAAAAUGACAACUGAUGCCGAAUUCUGUAUUUGUUACGUGAACUGAAACUGCUUUGUGACAAGCGCAAACAGAAUGGGGGGAAUCGGGUAUAAUAAAAAGAAAUCUCGCCCUCCGAUGGGCCGGCGUCGCAUCCUGACUUACAAAAUAACUAAUAAAACGUCUUUGUUUUUCGCCCUGAUUACCGAGCGCCGUAGCAUCAGACUUGCAAUUGUGAAAUUUGUUAGGCCCUAACCUAAUGCGAGCAACAAAAAUGAAGCUUCUUGAAUAUGCCCACUGCUUUAGUAGGGAGUAUUCAGUAGUUUUGAUGUUAUAAAUCUGUAAAAAUAAUAUUGUGCAAAUUAGAACGCAGCUCGAGGACGUGUUUCAGGACGGAUGGUUUGAGGAUUGACGCCGAACAGCAAGAAGAUGAAAGGCUUGACCGGUUGUACGCCAACACAUCUUGCCCACCUUUGUGCUUGCGACGUUCCACCAGUAAGGGGAGACACCGAGCAGCAUUAAUUGACACUCGGUCGCCGCGCUCGAUCCGUCUCUCGAAUGGCUGCUGGAUGCCAUCGGUUAGUGAAUCCGUAUACUGGGAUUUGCACUGCAGCAGUCAUUUAUGAUUUUAAAGAGGCCAUGUGCCAAAGUUUCCCUUAGUUAAUUACUUCUGUCUAAAUGUUUUGAGUUCACUCCCAUCGCAUGUACUUGAGUGGUUUGGGAAAACCAAACUCACCAUGCUACUUGGUGGUUAUUCGAACAAGUGUGUUGCGGUAGUGAAUGCAUUAUUGCCAAUCGGAGCUACUUUUUUCAAUAUAUUCCCAUACUUAAGCAAACGUUACCGCUGGAAGAAGUGGGAAAUGGCAAACUUGUUUGUUGUACUAAGCUAUUUGCACCUUGGUUAAUUUUAUCACUAACGCUCAGCUCAGUUUUUAAAAAAACAUGUAUCAGAACUAAAGGGACGUUAAGUUGUGAGUCUGACGGCAGCACGUUCCCUUCCGUCGUCAAGAAUGGGUGCGCUGGCUCUUCCAAAAACAUUAAAUGGAAAAGGGGAAAGUGCCGGAUCGUCACAGCUCUUGCCUUUCAACAUCCCAUAAAACUCGUAACGCUAAUAUGAAAUGUUUUUCGCUCGGGAGAAAAUGACUAACAUUGCUUAAUGUUGUAAUGAAUCAUGUUUGCCGCCCCUUCCUCCUACAUUUAACGGUGCAAGAAAAACUGGAGCUCAUAUCAUGCCUGUGACCCAACCGCUCUUACCCCCCAGCAGGUAUGAGAGACAUGCAAAUGCGGUUCAGCCCCGCGCCAUGAAAAACACUCAACUGGGUCUCUAUGCUUGACUAGUAGGUAACUCCACCUAGGAAAUGUCUCGCUCGUUGCAGCAACGCGAGCGACCUGUUUUUCGACGUGGUACGAAGGAGUUAACGCAGGAAAACGCUACUAAAUCACGUCCAGCGUUGAAGAGCCCUGCUAGAAAUGUCAAGAAAAGGGUCAUGGAUCUUGUAACAACAUCUUUUGCCCGGAGGGAGGUUACCACGCUUUAGCAUGGGGGAAAAAAAAAAUACGGCGGCAGAAUAACAGUUGUGAGAGUGUUAUGUACUUGUGAUGUCCUGCCAACUUAGAGUAUGUGAUUGACAGUCUCUUUUGAUGAUUAAAAAAAAAAUGAAGUAAAAAGAUCUCCCA